Messenger RNA from Echinostoma caproni, 213 nucleotides. The record is from the annotation of a GenBank genome assembly. Lineage: Eukaryota; Metazoa; Platyhelminthes; Trematoda; Plagiorchiida; Echinostomatidae.
AUGCACCACCCUGGGUACUUCACGGAUUGUCAAAACAAAACAAAAAUAGAAGUCGAUGUGCGCGUUGCCGAGGCCACAAUCACAAUGCUGGCUGUACCGUUGUCCGGUCGAGGGGAAAGUUCGCUGGAUCCGGCCGUACUACUGGAGAUCCCUGUCGAGUCAACCCGGACCACAGAACCGGAGUUGUGUAAGUCUCCUCAAGGAUUCGCUUAA